ACGUUAAUAAUGUUUGUAAGAAAACACACAGUUUGUAAAUCCAUCAAGAUUUCAGCGAGAUAAGAGUAUUAACGUUUGUGCAGGUCACUUACCUUACCUCCGUUUACCUCAGGUUCGAAUGAUCCCGCCAGAAAGCCAGCCUGUGGUAAGAUGGCCGACCUGUGCGGACGCUCUAGACCUCGUCAUAAUACAUCUAGUCAUUCUAUAUAUAUAUCUAUGUGUGAAUCUGCUACAGUGUUUGGGUGCGCUGCGCUAAUUGACCCGUGAAGAACGGUGCGUUGCAUUAGUUCCGCUUUUGGCGCUCGUGUGUAAAAUAAGUAAUAAAAUCGAUUUUCAUAAAAACACAUCGUCCUGAACUGUAAAUUCGAAUUAAUCGAUAAAAUCUAUGUAUCGCCCACCUCUACUAAUAACGGUACACGAUUUAGUUCCAGGGAGUUCCAGAACUUUGCAAAAGAGUGGGAGUUUUGCCACAAGGCCUCUAGCCCCCACCAUCCUCAGUCUAAUGGCAUGGCUGAGAGAGUAGUGCAAGCAGUCAGGAUCAUGCUGAAAAAGGCUAAGGCUGCAGGAAGAGAUCCUUACCUUGCUCUGAUGAACUGGAGAAGUACCCCAAUGGAAGACAUUGGAGCAUCACCAGCAUGGCUGCUGAUGGGCAGGCAAACUGAUGAAUCAGGCUUCCAGCUCCUCAAAAACUGCUAAAGCCUCGCAUACCAAACAGUGAGAACUUUGUUAGAAAGCCAGGCAAAGGAAGCAGAAGAAGGACCCCAGUUGCUUCAAUGGCUUCAGGUUGGAGACUGUAUAAGAUUCUGGCCGGAUGGUUUAAGGUUUAAGGUUUUGAGGAGGUUUAAGGUCUCUCCUGCUGUCCUUAAGACCUUCUACUUGGCUGCCAUAGAGAGCAUCCUGACCAUGAGCAUCACAUCAUGGUUCGGGAACUGCUCUGCCCAGGACCGGAAAGCCCUGCAGAGGGUGGUUAGACCAGCUGAGCGCUGCACCAGAUCUGCCUUGCCCUCCAUACAAGACAUUUACACCAGCCGCUGUAGGACCACUGCAACAAAAAUCUUCAAGGACCCCUCCCACCCCAAUAACUCUCUGUUUUGCCUGCUGAAUUCAGGCAAUCUCUUCUGCAGCCUUAUGACCAGAAAUGAAAGGUUAAGGAGGAGCUUUUCCCCCAGGUCAUAAGGCACCUAAACCAUGACAAUACUCCGUGCUUCACACUGUCCAAAUCGUUGCCACAUACCUCAGGCCUCUUGCACAUUGCACUUAUAUUGCACAGCAAAAUGCCUCUUACCUAUCACUUAUGUAUAGAUUAUGUACAGCUGAACAUUUCAUAAAUUUUUUAUCUAUAUUUUUUCUUAUUAUGCACGACUGCUCGGAGGGACCAGGGAUACAUUCCACUACAUGUUGUAUGAGUACAACUGUGUACAUGACGAAUAAACCUCUUGAAUCUUGUGGAACAAGGCAGGAGUUAUAAAACUUGAUCAACACCCCAGAUCAUAUGUGGUACAAACACUGGAUGGACAUGACGUGCUUUUUUUUUUUUUAAUAAAAAAAAUGUGGAAUGUCGUGAUAUUAGAGUUAUUGGAUUAAUCCACAGGGCUAGAGGCUGCCAUUUUGGUAUUGAAAGGAGUCCUGGCAGACAAACAACAGGGCAUAAGCAAAGGAAAACUUUGAUGAUUGAACCCACCCUUGGCUGUUUGAUUUAUUGUAAAGCACAGCACAAAUCAAACGCCACCCACAGCUUAUAGAGGCUUUGAUGUAUUAGUUACCUAAUGCACAUUUCAUGCUGAUCGCAAUUUCCGCUUCUAUGAUUUUGCGCAGCAGGAACACCUUUUAUGUGGGACUUUGGGGGUUUUUGCCACUGACUUUUCUUCCGUGGUGUCUGUAAUUUAUGCAUUGUCAGCACAGACCUAGUCUUUUAAAUAUUCUAUCAGUGUUUAAUCUCUGCCUUUCUCGUUAAGAUGUAUUAAGAAUGACAUACUUUACGAGACUUGCUUGGACACACCUACUCAUUGAAAGGUUUAUUUGUACUAUUCUCUACUUUUCAAUAAUUCUAAAGAUAUUAACGGUAUAAAAAAAAGUUAACCCUUAACCCCAGUUGCUCCAGGCACUGGCUGACCCAGUUCUCUCCUCUACACCAGUUCCAUGUGGUGGCCUCCUGGGAUGCUUUCCCAGCUGUCCUGAAGGAGGUCCCGUAUAUAUGCUGAGUACUCACUGGCUGCUUUUCCAUCACUCAAUGGUCAGACUCCUCCAAAAACCAUUUCUACUGGGUUUAGGUCAGAUGGACAGGUCAUGUGAUGCGACACUAUCACUGUCCUUUGUAGGCGGCUUGGCUUUGUCCACACUUUUGAUUGGUACUGUAGAUGUGGCUCUCAUUGUGGUAUAUUCAGCGAUUUAGUUGCAAUGGGAUUCACAUGGAAAAAUGAUGAGAACCAUCCCCCUACCCCACAAAGAUCCCCACCCCAGUGCGUAUAGCUCAACUAUUGUGUAAUCUUAAUGAGAAGCAGGAUUACUAGAAGGUGUAUGUCAAAUUGUCAGUUUUCCAUAUAUAAUCAGGUUAUUUUAAAAUGGAAGGUUACCCAGAAUGGGUUGCUCUUAAUUAUAUUUCUUGAUAUAUGUGCUUUGUUGUUAUGUGUAAUUGUGUGCCUUAGUGGGCUAAGCCUCUGUGUCUGUGAUCAGAAGGUCACCAGUUCAGAUUCAGCCUUGGCACAUCUGCUGGUCUUUGAGCAAGGUUUCCUGGAUGCCACAACAGGUGGCUGCCCUUCACGGCCAGCUUGCUCUCACCUCCAGAGAGCAAGUUGGGGGAAGUAUAAAGAGAAUUUCCCCAUGGGGAUCAGUAAUGUAUCUAAUUAUUAUUAUUAUUAUUAUUAUUAUUGUUAUUGUUGUUAUUAUUAAUGCAGGUAUUUGAUAAGGAGUCGGAAAGAGUAGAGAGCUGGCAUCAUGUGGUUGAGAUCUGUAUAAAUUCUGUGUAUCCUUAUGUUCAUUAAAUUGUGUAGCACACCGCUUGCUACGGGUUUGGUAGGCUGUCUAUAUCAUGGAUGCUAUAAGCACUGAAGUGGCAGUGAAGGAAGGGACAGCCCAACAGCCACAGCAUCUUUUGAAACAGGAGAUAUUGUGGAUAAACAAGGUAAAAAAAAGACUUCUGUGGUGUAGUGCUACUUUUUGCAGUUUAAAGUCCGAUACAUUUAUUAAACAUGCCAAACUGAUAGAGAUUACUAACUUUUGGGCAUCACAAUACGCCUCUCAUUAAUAUUUUAGGUGUACUACAAAUCUGUUUACCAAAUUGUGGGCGUAAGUAAAUGUCCAUAUAAUAGCAACAAGCCGGCGUCCAGACAAAUAAUCUAAAACCCUGGUCAUUAUUGUGAAUGUGCCAUAUAAUCUGUGAUAACAUGCAGCACUAGUUUUCAGAGAACAAACAGCAAUUAGUUACCAGUUUCUAGUUUUUACUCAUUAAAACUGUUGUGCGUACUAAUUUAUACCAAAUAAAGUGCCUGUUAUAGCUAUAGAUGCACAGAUACCAACCCCCAGGUUCCAACAGGCUCUAUCUAUUGGGUACUUUCAGGUUCCAGCAUGCUCAGUAAGGCUUACUUCCUGGUACUGCCUUCACCAUGGUCACAUGACCUGCUUUGCUGUAAGCUUUAGCUAUGCUGGUUUGAAUAAGGCCACUUUUAUAUAGGCCACUUAUAUCACACGCUUUCGCACCCUUUUGGGGAGGUUUAUUGAUCAGGACCAGGAGGGACGUGCCUGUGUCAUGUCUCACAGGGCACCGACUGCUUGGUCGGAUUCUUCUCGGGGCAUGUUUUGGGCAUGUCUGUACUUUUUCUCUCCAAAAGUGCUUGGCCAGCAGGGUCAGUGCACUAGCGUGCUUUUCUUCUUGCCUCACACCAAGAAGGGGGGGGGGGGGUGGGGGAAGGCAGAAUGAGGUCAUUAUUCAGAGUGCAAAGUAGGAGUUCUCACCAGAGAGUGAACUUGCUUGGCCUGGGCCCAGUUCCAAGGCACAUCACCAGCAUGGGACACCGGCCCCUAGCUUUGAACGUCGUGCUGCACACAUGUGUGUUGGUGAAAUGCAUGUCCUCCGAACAUUCGUGCUUUGUUUUGCACCGAACAGAAACGCAGGUGCAGGACAAAGACUUGAGAGACAUGUUAAUAAACCAUAAUCAUUCUCAUGGUGCUGUAACACUCUGGUCUCCCUUUGGCAUCUUAAGGAUGAAUCACAGCAGAGCAGUGCAUGGUGUGGGUGGGUGGAUGGGUCAACAGAUAGGUGGAUCGGCGUCCCCGCUUUAACAUGAAGCCCGUUAGUCCGUGACAUUUAUUCUGUCCGGUUCCUGGCCCACCCCACCACUGAAACAACAACACUGGGACCAUUUCCCAUGCCUGGGUACAAUGCACGAUGAAUUCCAUGCAAGGAGAAUGAAAUCCUGCAAGAAGGAAGAACUCGCCCCAGCUCUACUAAAAGCGUCAAUUGCAAAACAUCAGGCUUGACACCUCCCCCUCACCCCCCUCCCCAGCCCUCCAUGUUAUCAUUCUCUGUCAUAGACCAGCAGGAAGUUCUUCUGCGGAGUCUUGAGAGUGUGUUUCAGAGCAGGAGGUGUUGCCUUGCUGGAGACACAGACACAAGCUGUCCCUGUUUUUUUUUCUCCUUUUUGUCCCACCUCUUCUUUUUUGAAGUGGAACUUCAGGAAUUUUCUACAGUAUAUUCUUAAAUCCUGUACCCUUCCAUACAGCCAGGUUCCAGAUAAACAAAGAUUGCGUGAAGAUCAGAGUUUCCGGCCUUGUGGGGUACGGCUUUUUGGCACGCAAUGGUGGGGAACUCAUCCCAGGCGUGCCCAGCAUCGAAGGCGUUGCUGGUCAAUGUGCUGCCGACGUUCUUGUCCAUCGAGUUCCUGCUGGGCUUGCCGGGCACCAUACUGGCACUCUGGAUCUUCUGCUGCCGCAUGUCAAACUCCCUGCCUAACACAGUGUUCCUGCUGAACAUGGUGAUGGCCGAUUUCCUGCUGCUCACUGGCCUGCCAUUCCAGAUCGACUACUUCCGCCGCUGCGACAGUUGGAUGUUCGGCCCGUCCUUCUGCAACAUCACCCUCUUCAUGAUGGCCGUCAACCGCUCGGCCAGCAUCGCGUUCAUGAUGACCGUAGCAGUCAACCGUUACUUGAAAAUUGUUCACCCACACCAUCGCAUCAACAACAUAACAGUGUGCCAGGCACGGCUCAUCUCCCUGGUGGAAUGGGUAGUGGUGGUGUCCCUACGACUCCCCCUGCUGACCAAUUUGCUCUCGUGGGAAGAGAACAAUGUCACCCUGUGCCAGAGUUUUGGCCUCACGGAUCUGUCCGUGGGUAUGAAACUGCACUAUGGUGUCCACCUGCUGGAGUUCCUGCUGCCCUUCCUGGUGCUACUUUUCUGCUCCUUCCGCAUCAUCUGUGUUCUGCGGCACCGGCAGAUGGACAAGGUGAAGAGAGUGCGGCGGGCCAUGCGGGCAGUGCAGGCCAUCGUGGCCAUAUUCAUCUUCUGCUUCAUGCCAAGCUUCAUCACUGGUGUGGCUGCACUCAUCUUGGACCGUAAGUCCGAAGACUUCAACCUGUUGUCCACGCUCUUCAGGUUCUCCAUCACGUUCACCUACCUGAACAGUGCCCUGGACCCCAUCAUCUACUGCUUCAGCAGCCCCUCCUUUCACAACGCCCUCAAGAUGUCCUUCAACAGCCUGGGCCUGGUCCAGUUCCAGCUCAACCGGAGGGGAAGCACCGUCAGCGAGGACUGACACCACCUUCUGCCCGACUCUGGGAAGGGAGAUACGCCCAGAGCCCUCAAUGGAUACUCUAGUGCAGCCUGUAGUACUGCCUUGCUCUUCCCUGCCACUGCAACACGCCCCACUUGUGCUGUACGUUGUAACCAGAAUUGUAAGGUGCAAGUGUACAGAUACUGUUUGGCAUAAGUAGACAAUUUAUCAUACACUUGUUUUUAUUUUAUCUGUAAUAUUAUAAAUAGUCUUUUAUGUUUUUUAAUGUUUCCACUGUACUUUAGUAUUAAAAUGAUGGUAAUUUAUUUUUGUAAAA
Messenger RNA from Paramormyrops kingsleyae, 6042 nucleotides. RefSeq names its product hydroxycarboxylic acid receptor 1-3 (gene hcar1-3). Gene Ontology annotation, cellular component: plasma membrane. Gene Ontology annotation, molecular function: G protein-coupled receptor activity. Gene Ontology annotation, biological process: G protein-coupled receptor signaling pathway. The record is from RefSeq and is a predicted model, not a curated record. NCBI's taxonomy places the organism in Eukaryota, Metazoa, Chordata, Actinopteri, Osteoglossiformes, Mormyridae.